CAUUAGUCUCCAAUCGUUAGAUCACCAUAUAGCAACAUCUCCCAGCGCAGACAGAACCCAAAGUCUUUUGUUUGACGCAGCUUUAUCUCCAUAGCACCUUCCCUUAAUCUAGUUUCCCUGGAAACCAUCGCUCCGGGGAAGAUCGGAAUGCGUUGAAGGCUUGAUGCCGAUCUUUUGAGCAUUCGAUCCGGCCAAACGACGAGACUUCAAGGGCCUUGACCAGCACCGGAGCACCUCCCUCGGCCUCAAGAAUUUCCAGCAAUUCUCAGUUCUCAUCGGCAGCAAUACCAGCGCGCGGUGCGUUUCCGAUAAUUGCAUUGAAUCCUGCUCCCGGGUUUUCAUCCCUUCCGGUGAGUUUUCUGAGAAGUACAUUCUCAGUAGGUGAGUCUCUUUCGUUUUAAACUUUUUGUUCACGUUUCCCUUCGAUUUUCAUUUCUACUUCGUACACGUGCCAUGAAAAAUCUGUUUUAGAAAUUCAUUUGAUUUUGUUGGGCUACUGGCCGAUUGGCUAUUCUGCUGCUUAGAAUUAUAUUGUUCAUUAGAUUAAAGUAAAUGCUUAAGCUGAGUAGCCUGGAAGACAGAUCCUAGUUUUUUUGUUUUAACUUUUAAUUACUUGAGUUUGAUUUCAAUAUUAUGCUUGGUAAUUUUACGCCAUACUUUAUGUAGAAUGAAUUUAUGAGCUUAAUUUUAGUUAAGUUUUUGAUCUGAUCAAUAGGGAGUAGCAUCAUUUCUGAACUUAAUUGCUUCACUGGAUGUUUAUGUUUGAAUUUUAAUGGUACUUAGAACAUCUAGUUAUCAUGUGAUCUAUCUUAAUUGGGAGUUAUUUGAAAUUUGUCAAUUGUCCUUAGUGUUUGGAGAUACAUGGAUCGGUAACAGAUAGCUUGUCCUGGCAAAGCAAUUCUAUUGUUUGUGUUGUCAGUUACGUAAUUCAGCCAUAGUUUGAUUCCCUUUUUCUAAAAAAAAUGUAAAACGCUGUGCAUGUCUUAACAUGUCAUGAAUAUAAAUUGGCUUCAGUUGUAUGUAGGGGUUUUGAUAUUGAUAUUUUGAUGCUUGGUUGAGUUGAUGGAUACUGAUACGUGCAUCAAUUGUGAGUUAUGAUUUCUUGUGUUUGAUUUGAGACAUCAUUGAAAAUUCCUUGGAUAAUUUUGAUACCUUUUGGUAGACUUGAGAGCCUAGAAUUGUUUUCAAGAGAUGGAUUUUGCACUUUGAUUUGGGCUUGAUGUAAUUGGAUAUUUGUGGAUUUAGAAAAUUCUUGUAAUUUUUAACUAUGAACUGUUGCUCCUACUUUCUUGACUUGAUAAAAGUGAUAUGGUUUUGCAUUUGAAAUUAACCAAAGAAAGCUUGUUGUCAUCUGAUGAUGGGAAGGGCGGGUGAGCUUCAAACGGUAAUCAGUGCUAUAAUGCAUGCUUGGGAUGUAAUUAAUUUUAUUUCAAUACUGUAGUGUUUUUUAAUGGAUCUCUAUACCUGAUUGUAGAUAAUGGUGCAAAUUGUAGCAAACUUGGUUGGAAUGUCUUUUUUUGUUUAUUUCUGCACUCAAAGCACAUGUUGAUAGAAGUCAUUUUGCUAUGUUUCCAUUUCUUCUGGUAUGAGUAUUAAUUAUCAUGGUAAUAUUUCAUAAGAUCAUUUGGAUAAGCAAAUAAAAAUAAAAGAUUUGACAUAGACUUAAUAAAAAAAUGUGCUCCUCCUCCUUUAUAUAAGCCCAAAAGCAAUAGCUUUGUAAUUCAUGCAUGCAUAUCCAUACCAGUGUACAAGUUCUUAAGUUAAAAUGGGAUAUUUAAACUAUUUUAAAAUAAAAAUGAAUUUUGUUUCAAAAAAAAAAAUGAUAAUAUGGCAUUUAAUUUUUACUGGAAGGAAAAUAAAUUUAUACAUCAAUUAAAUUAACAUUUUUUUGUGGCCAAACUAAAACUUUUGGGUAAUAGGUUUUAGGAUUGAAUUGUAGGUUGCUUACACCUUCCCUAUUCUCAAGUAGACUCACAGUUUGGAGGAUUUGUUUUUUCCCAAAUAAAUCAGUAGCUAGUGAUGCCAUUGUUGUAAUUUAUUUUUGGCUCUUUUUGCUUGCCUAUAAUUUUGCAACAUAUUUGACAGGGGACUUCCUUCAAGAAAUCCCUUACUUGAGUUGGAGGAAAUGAGAAUCAGUGUCUUCAAUCUGCAUAAUCUAAAAGUAAAAUUUCCCUUAAUAGUUGAGGUCCUCCUUUUCUGGUGGACCUCUUCUGCGGGAAGGGCAGGUCUCAUAUUCCAUCACCCUGUGUAGAAGCAUCACUGUCAUUACUCUUCGGAACUCGCCAUUGUACAUUUCAUUUAUUCCUUUUAUCUUUUUCUUUUAAGAAAAAAAAAGCUUUACAGUUUUGUUUUAAAGUUGGCGUGAUUUUAAUAUCAAAAUCGAUUGCUUUUAUUGGGGCAGACAAACAGAUGGUUUGAUGUUUGUAAAUUCAGAAGCAAACUUCAGAAAGGAAUCCUUGUUGGUAUUGAUGAAGCUUUUUCCUAUCGGGGAAAGUUUCCCUGUUAAUGGGAGGUCUCAUAUUCCAUUGCCUUUGGAGAGGCAUUGUUGCCAUUAUCCAUAGGGACUGACCAUGAUAGAUACAUUUUAUUUUCUAAUUUUACAUUGAUAACUUUCUUUCUUCUUCAUUUCCUCUUUUGCUUCUUUUUUGCAAAGAGGAAGUUGACAAGAGAGAAAAACGUAAGGCAGACAUGCUGCAAAGAGAGAUAUCUUACGGUUUAUUUUUUUUUUUUUUUUCAAAUUAAAUAGAUCAAUAUGGAUGAGGUGAUGACAGUAAGAGAUGCGGUGUCAUCAGGAAGCAUGGCUCAAACAACGUCAUCAUUUUCAUCUUCAUCAUCACUGUUACCAAACAACCUCCCUCUCCUCUCUGCCUUCCUCACCUGUGCUCUUGCUCAGUUCCUCAAGCUCUUCACAAACUGGUUUAAAGAAAAGAGAUGGGAUUCUAAAAGUAUGCUUGGUUCUGGUGGAAUGCCAUCUUCACAUUCUGCCACUGUGACAGCUCUGGCAUUGUCUAUAGGCCUACAAGAAGGGACAGGAUCACCAGCUUUUGCAAUUGCAGUCGUCUUGGCCUGUGUUGUGAUGUAUGACGCCUCAGGGGUCAGACUUCAUGCUGGUCGGCAAGCUGAAUUGCUGAAUCAAAUUGUUUGUGAGUUUCCUCCAGAACAUCCAUUAUCCAGUGUUAGACCUUUGCGUGAGUUACUUGGGCACACUCCACUUCAGGUGGUUGUUGGAGCUUUGGUGGGAUGCAUUGUAGCUUACCUGAUGAGAAACACAGACUAGUAUUCUGUGUCUCAUUACUGACGGGAUUAUGCACAGUUGCAUCAACAGAUGAGAGUGGAAAGAAUGCUGCAUAUGAGAUUUCCAAUUGUUGAAAACCGUCGAGUAAUGAUUGGAAGCGGUCGAGGAGACUUCAUGAUCUUGGUGGAAUUGGUCAUGGAUAUCCAGAAUACCAAAUUUACACAUUGAAUGAAUAAAAAUCUUCAUGAAAGAAUUUAGUAGAACAGACGAAUCCUACAUCCGUCCAGCAUAGAUAGACUCUUCUCUCAACUGAUUGAUGAUUGAUUAUGAAAAUGAAUCAAAGAACUUUUCAAUGUUGUGUUACUCAUAAUUUUAUUUUGCUCUAUUGAUUGUUAACAUGCGAUUAAUUUAUGACUUGGAUGAGGUCUAAAGCUUAAAUUGUUACCAUUAUAACAAGUUGCAAAUUGGCUUUUUUUUA
Messenger RNA from Hevea brasiliensis (rubber tree), 3713 nucleotides. RefSeq lists its product as uncharacterized. The coding region runs from base 2753 to 3277 and encodes 174 amino acids. NCBI's taxonomy places the organism in Eukaryota, Viridiplantae, Streptophyta, Magnoliopsida, Malpighiales, Euphorbiaceae. The transcript has 5 exons. The record is from RefSeq and is a predicted model, not a curated record.